AUGUCAUUCCCAGAACACACCCACCCGCCUAACAUCAACAUCAAUAUCAACCCCAUGCAUACUCCCCCGCCGCUACCGUUUAAUCCGAACGCCCAUCAUUUCAAUUCGGCCAUGAACAAUGUCGGGUUCGGGUUCGGGGGCGCGGGAGGGGGGAGGUCGGGGUUUUCUUCUGGGAAUGGGCAGGGACAGUAUCAGCAACAGCAGUUACAACAGUCGCAGCAGCAGCAGCAGCAGCUUGGGUUUGGGGGGUUCGGGGGGUUCGGGAUUGGGACAGGGACAGGGACGGGGUUUGGAGCUGCGUCUGGAGCUGGGACGGGGUUUGGGUUUGGUAGGAAUCAAGCUUCGUCGUCUUCGUCCUCCCCUUUCGGACAAGUGCAAGUUCAACAGCAGCAACAAUCUCAGCAACAAGCUCAAUCGCAAGCUCAAUCGCAAGCUCAAGCUCAAAAUCAGAGUCGGCCUAAUUUGUUCCAUCACCCUACCACCCCGGCACCUUCGUCCGCUACCACUACUACUACUAUCAGCAAUACUUCGCAAUUCCCUACUUCUACCUCGAUCGCCUCUCCCAGCCCGAUCUCGUUGACAACUCAGAAACAACAACAACAACAACUACAACACCAACGACUACAUUCGAACGGCGAUAAUACACCUGCACUUACGCCGGGAAGGAAAAAACGAGCGAGAUCGAGAUCUAGGUCUAGAUCUUCUUCUCCUCCAUCCGCAUCCGCAUCUAUAUCUAUAUCUACAUCUAUAUCGCAACAUAGAUCGACACCGUCAGGGAAUGGACAAGGGAAUGGGCAAGGGCAAGGGAAACGUGGUCGAGAUCGAGGUCGAUCCAAGUCUACUUCGGACUCCGGGAGAGAUGAACACGAGCAUGAGCACGAGCGCUCGGCAGGACCUCAGUCCGAUAAGAGGCAGAGGGCUGGAAUUGGGAUGGAUCGGGACGAUAAUACACGAGAGAGGGAGGACGAGGGGAAGAGGGUGAAGAGACUUCGGAGGGACCCGUCCGGUGACCCUUCUGGGAGGACUUCAGACAGAUCUAGAGGAGUUUUAACGGGCGAAGGCGAUACUGGGAACGAUCCUUAUGUGCGGGAUAAGAGUAGGAGUAGGGUUAGAGGCGGGAACCGAGGAGAAGUAGAUGGAGAGGGGGAGGAUGAGGAUGAGGAUGAUGAUUAUGAUGGGAACGGGGAAGAAGAGGAUGUUGGGGUUCUGUUAGCUUCCCUCCCGACGACCUCCCUCCUCCCACUCAUCCAUUCUCUCCUCCAAACACGCCCUUCUUUAAAACCGCUCCUCUUGACACUGAUCCCUACGCCGGAGAUCGAGGAUGUCCUCGGAGUGCUCAAAGAACGGGCGAGGGCUGUGUUGGGGAGUGUGCCGUUAGGAGAAGCUGGGGAUGGGUUGGUUGGGGUGAGAGUUAGGGGCAGUUUGGGGGAAUUCUGCACGGCGGCGAUGACGUACCUACCGAGGUUCAUCAUCGAAGAACCGUCGACCGGGUUUCAGACCGGGAGCAACAACACGAAUAAGAACGCUACGAAUGCGACGAACAGGACGAAUAAUCACAAUAACGGUAUGAUCAACAUGAGGAACGAAAACAUUACGAACAACAAUACUACGACAAUGACCACAACGACGAAGAUGGACCCCCGACGUGCACCCGUCCACCCGACUAUCCCUCCGACGCUCCUCGUGCCCCUCUCUCAGACGAUCCUAGCGCAAAUCUUCCCCAUCCUCCCUCCCAAGCUCAGAGUCCGGGAGAACGUUUCGUUUGACCAGCUCGAAGCGCUAUGCGACAAGGUCUUGAAAGGGUGGACGACAUGGGUCAAAGUGGUAGCCCGGACGGUCAACGUGGAAGGAGGGAUGUUUAGCGAGGGGGUCGUCAAGGCUUGGGAAAAUGGGCUGGACGAACUGGCAGGAUGGGUCUUGCAGCGAGAAGCUCAGCUUCGGGCUCAGCAACUCCAAGGACAAGGACAAGGACAAGCGGGGAACGUGAACGCUGCUGGAACCGGGGCCGACGAUCCGCGCGGGAAAAAGGAAGUGACGAUCGAGAGGCUGGAAAAGAAGUUUGGGGAUGGGCUGAAGAGGGUCAGGGAUGAGUGGGUGGAUAGUGUCGGGUGGAUGGUCGGGAGGAGCAGGCCGGUCGAGGGGUUCGAGGGUGCUGCGGGGGAGGAUGUGAGGAUGGGGUAGGGCGGGCGUUCGUGUAGAGGCUGGCAAGGAGAUGGCUGUACUGAAGGAUCGGCUAGACUGGGGCGGCAAACGAUAUGGGUUUUCUGAUUUUCUAUUCUAUACGACACGACGACGAUAUUACAUGAUGAGACUGCUCUUUUUAGUUUUGUUUAUGGUUUUCUGAUUUUUUUGUGCGAUGUAUCUGUCUCUUAUCUUCAAUACCAUUCUUUGUCCGCUUCACCGUCUUGGUCGCCUGGUCAAGCUCCCCAUCCUCAAAGGAGCCAUCUUCCAGGCCUCCAGUGGUGUUCUAAUCUUCCGAGUAC
Filobasidium floriforme is the source of this 2483-nucleotide messenger RNA. RefSeq lists its product as uncharacterized. The transcript has 3 exons. Gene Ontology annotation, cellular component: nucleus. Gene Ontology annotation, biological process: proteasome localization; nuclear protein quality control by the ubiquitin-proteasome system. Bases 1 to 2181 code for a protein of 726 amino acids. NCBI's taxonomy places the organism in Eukaryota, Fungi, Basidiomycota, Tremellomycetes, Filobasidiales, Filobasidiaceae. The record is from RefSeq and is a predicted model, not a curated record.